AGCCACGACAGGCAAUAACCUCACCGAAACCGCACCCAUAUAUUCAGUUAAUACACAGAAUGUCGAACUGAAUGGUAUUUUGUCAUCACAUCUUACUUUUUUUUUGUCUUUUCUGUUUGUCCCUCAAAUUGUCUGAGGAGGGCCCUGCCUCCUACCCACGGUUACAAACAUCUGCUCACACUUGAGUUCUCUAUCACUAAACAAAAAUGACAAAGCGAAAAGGACAGAGCUCUGCGUCCAUGGAGACACUGUUGCCAUGACGACCGUGAAACGCUUAGCAUCCUCCGAGGCUGCUCGUGUGGCCGUCCCGGACUUGGGCCCGAUCCACAAGUACACCACAACAAGGUACACCAGACUCAGAGAUGGAAGCAGCUUUCAAAGCAGAGAAACCAAGAGGGGAAACUUUGGAAUUGUCCAGUGCAAAAAAGCUUCCACAGAACACCAACUGCCUUGCCUGCUCGGAGGACGGCAGGUACCUCAGUCUGGGCCACUCCCAGGGAUUGUCUGUGUGGUGUGUGUCUCCUCUGAUCUCUGCUGCAGACUGGCUGGAGGACAGACUGGAAAUUACAUCCAUCCAGAUGACCAGAAUGGCUGAGGCGGCCUAUCUACUUGGCACCAUUGAUGAUAUGGGUGUUGCCAGAGUCUUUGCUUUUCACUGUGACAAAAUUCACCUCCUCAGUGUUGUUAACAUCAUGGAAGAUAUCAACAAAAGGAGCGUGUGCUUGACCUUUGAACUGUCUCAAGGGGGACAUUACGGAGCGGCAACAAUCAGUUGCAACAGUGCAAUUUGGCUUGAAGUCCACCACUUCCCUUCAGAAACCUGGCUGAAAGAGUUACAGACGACAGUGUCACAGGCGCAGGAAUCAAACUCUUCAGGAGACAAGGAUGUAAAAUGGUCUCCGUUGUCAGUGCCAAAUAAAAUUCAGCCACCUGAGAUUUCAGCAGGAAUGUCACUGAAAGGUCCACUGAAAGAUAUUUUCCCACACUAUUUGGCUGUGGACGUAGACACCAGGAGGCACGAAUGGGAGAAACACUCUUGCAAUACUAAUGCCGAAAAACCUAAACAAACAAAUGAAAGCACAAGAUGUUGCACCCAGCACUUUCUUCUGCCUUGUCCUCUGUUUCCUGGUGACAGUAAAGUUAAGUCUCUGCCAGACUUGCCUGUUGCUGUCUGUGUGUGGUGGAGUGGUAGUCAUUAUCUUCUCCAGUAUUUGCUGCAAAAAGCACAGAAGAACAAACCAGCAGAUGUUGAACCCACGCCAGAUGUGUUGUGGCCAAAUGCAAAGGAAAUCCUCUGCUCUGCUGUUAGUAGAUGCACCCGCUACAUAGCUCUUGGGCUCAACAAUGCUUUGGUGUGUGUCUGGGAUCGGCAAUCUGGGUCUCAAUUGUCUGUUGUUUCAACGUCAGCAGCACACAGUGCCUUCUUUAGGAUCCAGUUUGUGGAUUACUGCCAUGUGUCUGCUGAUGAACUCCGUCUUCUAGUAGUGUGUAAAAGUGGAGAAAUUCACACAGUCACCACCGGACGAGGGACACAGUCCUGCACAAUGUUGCUCACUGAAAGACCAAAAGACAGUGGGGACCUCCCAACCAUCACUGCACCAGUGCCGUUCCUACAGAGCACGUUCCUUGUGGUGCAAAGAAAUGGAAAAAUGUUCAUCCAAGAUGUCAUCAACAAAGCCCCUCUGUGCUUCUUGAUUCCUCCUAAAACUCAUCUGAUCGCCACUCCGUGCAAUCCUGUUUAUGCUCUGAACACCAAGCAGCAAACUCUGUUCAUACGAGGUAAUCAGGACUCCAGCUACAGAGAGUCCUCUAAAAAAGUCAGCCAGAGUCAGCUUCUCAUCUUCCAUUUUGGAGCGACUGAUAUCCUUAAGCGGUAUAUCGUUUCACCUCCAUCUCCACAACAGGAAUCAUUGAGCUUUGUCACUCUCGAAGAAACCUGCAAUCGAUACCUCCAGCAAAGAGCACUGUCUGUGGACGAAAGGAACAAAGCUAUCACGCAAACAUGGAAGCGACUACAGGAUACUGCGGUGACGGCACCACAGAGACACAGCGGAGCUGAAGCAAACUGAAGCACUGCAACAAGCAGCACAGUCGUGUAUACUUUAUGUAGCAAUAUAUGCGAAACAUUUAGGCAUAUAGCAGCAGUGAUCCUGAGUUGUCUCAGGGAAUUACUUUGUUUCUUGUGUUAAAAUGGGCAUUGUUUUUAUAUGCGUGGUGCUUGAAGGCUUCCACUAAUAUGUUUUUUAAAAGGUUAAAAGUGUUUUCAUUCUGAUUAUGACGGGGUGAACUCACUCAGGGUACCCUGUUUUUGUUGUUGUUGUUGUUGUUGUUGCUGCCUUUGGGGUGUUUCAUAUGUCACGUUUGAAUGUCAGAAGACACACACAAAAAGCCAGGAAAGGAAGCAAAGAUUUUUUAAAUUUUUGUUACAAAACAAUCUUGAAAUAUCUCUUUCAGAGCUUUGACACUUUGUGCUGUGAAGGUGUAGUUUUACAUCUGGUUUUGGCAGUUCUGUAACAACAAAAAGAUGUGGAGUAUGUUCUUGUGCACCUGCAGCCUCAUGCCACUUAUAUAGUUUAUAACUUUAUGGAAAGAAAAACAUUUGACUACAUUAUUUGACCUUUUGACCCUACUGAGAAGUUGUCCCAAAAUUUUAAAGAAUUAAAGAUAAGUAGGGAGCAGCAUUAUAGCCGAUUGCUCAAUUUUUUUUGUCUGUCAUAUUCAAAUACAAAAGAGCAUAAUCAUCUGCUAAAUAACCUCUGUAUUUAUUGUGUCCCAGGGUAACAACAAUCUAGACGAAUCCUAAUAUGUCUGAUAGCAUAGUGUUCAUCUAUAACAAUGGCACCAUUAGUCCUCAUUGUCUCCCUCUUCAAGAUCAGAUUGGUAGCUGGCGGAAAUUCUGGUCUCUUUCUGGAAACAUUUAUCUGCAUUUUUGCACCAUUUGUUUUCCACCUUCACUAGUUGUAUCAAAUUAUACGAUUGCGUCACUCUGUGAAAGGGAACUGUUACGGAUACAGAUUUUAAUCAGCUUGAAACAUAAUUUGAAUAGCUAAAAGCUUCACUGUAGAUGCCAAAUGUCAACACGUUGCUGAGAGCAUAAUAAAAGCAAAGGUGUUCUUUUCAGAGAGUCUGGCACGUGUUACUGCCAACAUCAGUGAUGUACCGGAAAAAUGACAGUGACGCGUGUUUGCUUAUGUGAAAAUGACUCCAACGAUGAAUAAAGACUUGUCGAACAGUUUGAAUACAGAAAAACUUAUGAAAGGGACUGUGAGACUAUCUUGUUACAUCCAAGAGUGUCAUUAAAAAAAACACUCUGUGCUUCUUGAUUCCUCAUAAAACUCAUCUGAUCCCUA
Molecule: messenger RNA, 3350 nt
Organism: Scophthalmus maximus (turbot)
Lineage: Eukaryota; Metazoa; Chordata; Actinopteri; Pleuronectiformes; Scophthalmidae
Gene: wdr93
Product: WD repeat domain 93
Exons: 16
Coding region: 363-2069 (568 amino acids)
Biological process (GO): electron transport chain
Molecular function (GO): protein binding
Source: RefSeq, a predicted model, not a curated record